AUGCCGUCCAUUCUCAACGAAGAGGACAAGGAGACGGUCAAGCGCACCAUCCCGAAGCAGACCAACAAGAUUCAUGCUGUUGCCGUCGCGAGGCUCUACGUCGCAUAUCCAAACAAGUCAAAAUGGACCUACACUGGGCUGCAAGGCGCCAUCGUGCUCGCCAACGAUCUUGUCGGGCACACGUACUGGUUGAAGCUCGUGGACAUAUCACCCGCCAGUCGCGGAGUGGUAUGGGAUCAGGAGAUCUUUGACACAUGGCAGUACAACCAGGACCGCACCUUCUUUCACACCUUCGAACUCGAGGAAUGCUUGGCCGGCCUUUCUUUUGUGGACGAGAAGGAGGCAAAACAGUUCAAGAAGAAGAUGGACGAGAGGGAGAAGAAUGCAAGCAAAGCGACCAAGAACACCCCCUUUGGCGGACACAGCCAGCCCGUCAAGUCAGGCGGCUUGUUCGGAAGCCUCUUCGGAGGACAUAGGCAUUCCUCAGCCCCUACGCCUCCUGAAUCCCCUCGAGGCAACGCCCUGCCCCCACCACCUCCGGCUCCAGCUUCACAUUCAAGAUCGCCCUCUGCAGGUCUCAAUGGCUUACACAAACCUCCUGCUGGUCGGUCCGAGUUCGCCACGCUGGAAGCUUAUGACCCUGACUGGCGGGACAACUUUGGCAACUUCUUGACAGAGCAGGGUUUGACCGACGACUUCAUCAAGGACAACCAGGAGUUCAUUGUGGAUUUCUUGAAGGAGCAAGGAGAUGCCGUACCCAAGGCUUCGGCACUUCCACCACCUCCACCUCCGCCCGCUCCUGUAAACGGCAGCGGCGCACACGGUCGAGCGCCUCCACCACCGCCUCCUGGUGCCAGACCAGCACCCGCCCUUGAACUGUCAUCAUCUGGGUCUCGCCGCGGUGCUCCUCCGGCACCUCCUGCGCCACGGCGGUCAGGGAAGGCAGAAAAUCAUCGCGAGCCGACGCCUCCGCAAGAACCACAACGGCCACGGUUUAAUGCCCCCCCGCCGAUAGCAGAUGCUGGAAAGUUCGCACGCCAAGAGCCCGCAAGACCCGUGCCUGCGGCGCCUGGCCCUCCUCCGCCGCCUAGACCGGCCAAGACACCAUUGGACGGAGAUGAUGGGUCUGGUCACAGAUUCGGCGUGCCUCCUGUUUACUCUGGUCAGCGUGUUAACAAUGGACCACCGCCGCCGCCGUCCAGAGGACCGGUGCCUCCACCUCCUCCCAGGGCGACGCCAGCGCCCCCCUCAUUACCUCCAAAAGCUCCAGCAUCGAGUGCGCCGCCCCUACCACCAUCAGCUUCCAGACCGGUACCGCCUGCUCCGGGCCCUCCACCCCCUCCGAGAGGUGUACCAGCGCCGCCAGCACCACCCAGCUCAGGUGCGCCACCUCCGCCUCCCUUACCGCCAACAUCUGGAGGAGCACCACCACCUCCUCCUCCACCUCCACCGCCUCCUGGUGGUGCUGGUGGCAUGCCCCCUGCACCACCUCCACCUCCUCCGCCAUCAGGAGCACCAGCGCCCGCCUUGCCCGUAGGCGAUACAGGACGCUCGGCCGUGCUUGGAGACAUACAGAAAGCCGGAGGACUCAAGGCGCUCAAGAAGGUGGACAGAACUCAGAUCAGAGACAGGAGUGCCGCUCUUCCUGGUAGCGAUUCCGGGCCUGCUGGUAGCGGAUUACCACCCACUGGUGUUGCCCCUUCGGGAGCACCCAACAUGGCCGAUGCUUUGGCUGCAGCGCUCCAGAAGCGGAAGCAGAAAGUCGGCGACAGUGACGACGAAGCUGAUGACGACGAUUGGUAA
Molecule: messenger RNA, 1803 nt
Organism: Truncatella angustata
Lineage: Eukaryota; Fungi; Ascomycota; Sordariomycetes; Amphisphaeriales; Sporocadaceae
Exons: 3
Coding region: 1-1803 (600 amino acids)
Molecular function (GO): actin binding
Source: RefSeq, a predicted model, not a curated record